Aaosphaeria arxii CBS 175.79 is the source of this 736-nucleotide messenger RNA. RefSeq lists its product as uncharacterized. The coding region runs from base 148 to 546 and encodes 132 amino acids. The transcript has a single exon. Lineage: Eukaryota; Fungi; Ascomycota; Dothideomycetes; Pleosporales. The record is from RefSeq and is a predicted model, not a curated record.
AAUGUUCGACUCAGCUUAAACCCAAGGAGGUGAAGUAUAUGCUGUAAAAAGCAUAUAAAUACACCUCCACUUCCCCCAUACUCAAAUCACAACAGCAGCAAUUCGCAUCAUCUCCUUCAGCCUCUUCGUCUCAAAAGAACAAAGAAAAUGCGCGCCUUCUCCAUCCUCGCAGCCACAGCUGCCAUUGUUACCCCCGCCCUCGCCGACUUCUACCUCUACGCCUCACAAAUCCACUUCAACCAAGAGGGUACCGACACGGACGGCUUCCUCUUCCUUGCUGGCCCACCCAGCUGUGAAGAUGUGUAUAACGCUGUACAAAGGACCGAAAGCGACGAUGUGAGCGGCAACAAGCAUGGCGUCCGCUGCGAGGACUGCGGUUCGGCUGCUGGUACUAUCGAUGAUCCCGAUAGUGUGAGUCCAACGGUUGUUGAAUGGAACGACGAUGAUUAUGGCCACUACAGUGAGUUCACCCCACUUAACGUAGGAGGGAUUUUGGUCCAAGAUGAACGAUUUGCUGAGAUGAAUAGCGUAUUACCGAGAUCGUGAUGGUGCUAUUGUGGACUUGGAUGGCAAUGUUGCGGGACGUUGCCAUACGGAUACUUCGGACUCGUACCUUUGUGAGUUUCUCCAGCCACAUACAUAGACGGGGGAAAGAUGAUUUUGUUUAGACUGGCGGCUAACAUCGAUGAUUUUAGGCUCGGACGUUCUGUCGACAUUUAAGGGUUGGUCCCAGAUU